Molecule: messenger RNA, 1464 nt
Organism: Melanaphis sacchari
Lineage: Eukaryota; Metazoa; Arthropoda; Insecta; Hemiptera; Aphididae
Product: antitrypsin-like
Exons: 7
Coding region: 163-1374 (403 amino acids)
Molecular function (GO): serine-type endopeptidase inhibitor activity
Source: RefSeq, a predicted model, not a curated record
CCAUACCGAUAAAAAAAAAAUCAUUGAUCUCUGUCGCGUUCUCGUCGAAACAACAUCGCAGUUUUGCUACGUUUAUGCACAGCGGCUGUAUCUCGCGAACACAACUUUGUCCUGCACAAAUAUAAUAUAGUAAAGUUUUAUCAUAUCGGUAUUAAUAAUAAUAUGACGUCUGUUGUUCACGUUUCGUUGGCCGCCGUCUUCGGACUUUGCUUGCUAGCCAUCAACGUUUCCAGUCAACUUUUACCGGAAAACGCCAUAUCGAAAUCCACGGAAAUCAUGAGUGACAUCCUACUGAAGGCUACGACUGAAGACCAAUACAACUAUGUGGUGUCCCCGUUCGCGAGUUCUGUGAUUUUGGCACUAGCAGCCGAAGGAGCUGACACAGAAACCAAGAACCAACUCGUAACAACCAUGGGCGGUGAGCUGCCAGACAAGAAUUCCUACAAAGAAGUUCUCAUGACCAUCAAGGGCUAUUCACUAGACGGAUUCGCGCAGAACAAAGUCGUUCUGAAGAACUUCCUAUAUGUUUACAAAAACUACAGCGUACAUGAAUCGUUCGCUCAACUCGCCCGGGACUAUUACCUAACUGACGUGAGGAGCGUCGAAAGACCAGACCUGGCAACAAAACGAGACGCGACCAACAACAUGUUCUUGAACGACGAUAACACCUCCGAGUUUAAAGAGCACGCUCUAUUGAUCUUCAACGGUUUAUCUUUGGAAAUGAAUUGGCCAACAAGCACGUGGCACAAAACUUCAGUAUCCUGGAACGGCAACGUGGUCAAAGCGUUCGGCGCAGCUGGCAAUUUCGCCAUCGGCCAAAUACCUUCACUCGACUGUACAGCGUUUAAAUUGCCCUACAAGAACACUGACUACGCCUUAUUAGUGCUUUUGCCGAAAAACAAAGAUAUAUCAUUGAACGAAGUACUGAAAAAACUUAAACCAGAAAACGGUAUUGAAAAACUAACGAGAGCGAUGACGAUGAAACCCGGUUUCGUCACUAUGCCAUGUUUCCAAAGCAGUAACAUUACUCACCUGAAAACGGUUUUACAACAGGGAACCCAAACGAAUACCAUAUUCACUGAAUCAGCGGAUUUAUCAAAACUAUCGUCGGACAAGCUGUAUUUAGACGACGUAGUCCAGCAAGCCGGCAUCCGUGUAUGCGUCGAAGGCUCCUCUUCUUACUCGCUGACUAGUUCCGCGUUUACGUCACAAAGGGUCAUCAAGGAGUCAAUAGUCGUAGACCGGCCGUUCGCGUACGCACUUUACAACGUAGCCAACGGGAUUGUGUACGCGGCCGGAAAAUUGGAGAAGCCCGUCUGGGAAGAGACCGACGACGAAAGCAAUGGUUCCGACAUCGAGCCGAUCAAAAUUUAAAGAGGACUGAAGCGAAUAUGUUAUAUAUUACAAUAACUGAAGUUCGGAUUAUGUUUUAGUUUUAAAAAAAAAAAAUUUUUUUUUUUAACA